Paraphaeosphaeria sporulosa is the source of this 2305-nucleotide messenger RNA. RefSeq lists its product as uncharacterized. Gene Ontology annotation, biological process: regulation of DNA-templated transcription. The record is from RefSeq and is a predicted model, not a curated record. Gene Ontology annotation, molecular function: DNA-binding transcription factor activity, RNA polymerase II-specific; zinc ion binding. The coding region runs from base 100 to 2223 and encodes 707 amino acids. Lineage: Eukaryota; Fungi; Ascomycota; Dothideomycetes; Pleosporales; Didymosphaeriaceae. The transcript is spliced from 4 exons.
GAAUACGUUCUUAAGGUCUAUCGACUAUUGUGGCUGCACCCGCAGGACGCGCGAUCGAACGUGCGGUUUCCCUGACCGCUGCUGCACUCUCCACCAAUCAUGAGUCUACAUACGCCGUCUCCAGAAGGCAGUCCCGUGUCAGCGGUUACGACCAAUGGCGCGUUCCCAAGGGACUCCUUCUGCCUUAAUCUUUCCACUUUACCGGACUCCAGCAACUUUCUUCUGAAAUCGGCACUGAAAUCCCCUCAUCUCCUCGACUCCCCCACCGCCUUCAGCCCUGCCAGCAGCGUGCUGGGCGGUCCGUUCAAAUCACGGCCCCGCAAUAUGUCUCAAUCGUCUGGAACCGAUCGCGAAAUGUCAACCGAGGCCACGCCAAAUCCAGCCAACGGCGCUCCGCCCACCAGUAAUGGCAUUGAACCACGCUCUACAACGAAGAAACGCCCUAGUACAGACACCAUAGAUUACCCGCGCCGGCGAGCUACCAUCGCGUGCGAAAUAUGCCGGUCGAGGAAGUCACGUUGUGAUGGCACUCGGCCCAAGUGCAGGCUUUGUAGCGAGCUGAACGCAGAAUGCAUCUACCGCGAGCCCGGGAUCAAAUUAGAUGCCGGCGACAAGCUGAUACUGGAGCACCUCAACCGGAUCGAAGGCCUGCUCCAGACGAAUCUUGCAAAUGGGUACACUUUGGGCACCCACUCUCCAGCAGCGAGCAAUUCCACCAGUGACGAUUUUCUCGCGCGAUCCUCCGGGAAUAUGGCUGCAAUGGGCCUGGUGCAAUCGAUCAACGGGAUCGGUACCUGGAGCAGCACAGCUUCGAACAUCUCCACGAUGCCAAAGACGCACACAACAGCAGCACUGAACUUGCUACAAUCGCCUAUGAUCAGAGACCUCGUUUCUCGGCCGUACGAUCCCAAGAUCCUUCUUCAGCUGGAAAUGAGCCGUGAACCCUUGUGCCUUGGCACCUCGCUUGGAGUCGAUCUUUCCAACACCGGCACCUACGUUCAAGCCUUCUUUGAGCGGGUGAAUGUUUUCUACGCAUGUCUGAACCCGUACACUUGGACAAGCUACUAUCAAACUGCGUUGUCGCACGGGUUCAGAGACGGUGCGGAGAGCUGCAUUGUACUCCUAGUCCUGGCACUUGGUCAUGCAGGCAGCAUGGGAAGCAUCUCGCAGCAACCAGUAGACAAAGACCCACCGGGACUUGCAUACUUUGCUGCAGCAUGGGCUCUGCUACCAAGCAUCAUAACACGGAAUAACAUGCUUGCUGCACAGUGUCAGAUCCUGGCAGCUGCGUAUCUUGUGUAUCUGGUCCGCCCAGUGGAAGCAUGGAAUGUCUUGACCGGUGCAAGCAUGAAAUUGCAGCUGCUUCUGAGUGCCCCUGGGAGGGUCUCGCCUGGAGAGGAAGAGUUGAGCAAAAGAGUGUACUGGAACGCGCUUAUGAUCGAGAGUGACUUGCUGGCCGAGUUAGAUCUUCCGCAUUCAGGGCUCGAGCAUUUCGAAGACUCAUUCACCCUCCCCACGGGAUUUGAAGAUAUCGGGACCGAACCGGUUGGUAGAGACGAGCUUUGGUACUUCCUUGCGGAAAUCGCUUUGCGGAGACUGCUCAACCGAGUGAGCCACAUGCUCUACCAGAGAACCUCAAAUUACCAGAAGUCACCACCUGCGGCAGCUAUCGCGCAACUAGAUCCUCUCGUCCUCGAGUUGGACUACCAGCUGAACCAGUGGUAUGCGGGCCUUCCACCAGCCAUGCAGUUCCCACUCGAUAGGGUACCGCUCCAAAACCCAGUACAAACAGUCCUGAGACUGCGAUACUUCGCUUGCCGCACCAUCAUCUUCCGACCGUACAUUCUAUUGGUACUGCAGGACGAGACCUUGGCUCUAGACCAGGGAGUGCAGGAGAAUUGCCACAGGUGCUUGGAGGCUUGCAUUCGCCAGCUUGAAUAUAUCACGUCCCAUCACGCCGGCCACGUCCCCUAUCUCUACCAAGGGGCACUAUCCAUUAUCUCGCAGACUCUGCUCGUUAUGGGCGCCACGAUGUGCCCAUCUCUCUCCGCGCUUCUCCCACCGCCGACGACCAUGGACGAUAUCAUAAACAACGUCAUUCACGAAAUGGAGCGACUCUCGCACCUUGCCCCCAGCCUCCGGCUCUCGGCCGAGCUCAUACGAGACGCCGAAGGCAAGCGGCAAAUGUGGCUACGAACAGCUGGACUCAAGUUUGACGGAUGAAAGAAGACUUCCCAGGACAGCGGUAUCAUCGGUACAGCAAGCCGUUCUAGCCAUCACCCCUGGAAUCGAUGAUCUCAGUAUG